AUGCGCAGAGCUACACCAGUCGUAGCUUUGGGACAACAUUAAACCACGAUGAGCUUCGCAGCCAUCUGCUGCAUUUCUAUACUCUCCUCUCUCUAACUACUCACCAACUUCCUUUUAUCUCUUCCUAAUUAUUCCCAAUUUCGUUUUUUUAUGAUCAUACACAACUACUUCAUGGCUGUAGCCGCCGCGUCUGAAUCCACAUUGCUUUAUCGAUCCGCUUUCGCCAGCGGUUCGAGUUCUUCCUUCGUCUUCCCUCGGCGUUCCUUGCUGAGAUUAUCCCCUAAAUUCGCCGCAAAAAAGCUUGUCUGCUGCUCCUGUUGUACGCCGCCGUACAACUCCCCAUUCCCGUUGUUCACUUGCAAUGAAAAAAGCCCUCUUUCUUUAAUUAAAACUAGUUGUUGUGCGAAUGAUGAUUCCAAUAGUCCGGCAGCGAGGGCAAUCGAUUUUUGUGAGGUUUUGGUGAGGAGAGGGUUGGGCAUUGCGGCUGCGGCCGCAAUUGGGGCGGUUGUUGUAUUAAACUGUCGGAGAGCAUUGGCUGCGGAAGGUGUUGUGGCUGCCGGUUUUGGAGUUUGGGAACGUAGUUUGUUGUCGGCGAGGAGUUCAUGGCCUAAGGUUUUGCAGGUUUUGACUGUUUUCAAGCAGCAGGGGUUGAUUCUUGCGUUGCUGUUGGGCCUCUCAGCAUUUUUCUCGAUGGCUGAGACCUCCAUUACAACACUUUGGCCUUGGAAGGUACGGGAGUUGGCUGAGAAAGAGUCAGAGAAUGGCGUGUUCAAAAUGCUACGGAAUGAUGUUACUCGAUUCCUGACGACAAUCCUCAUUGGCACCACAGUGGUCAAUAUUGGUGCUACAGCACUCGUAACUGACGCUGCAACUGAAAUAUUUGGCCAAGCUGGUGUUAGUGCAGCUACUGGGGUGAUGACGGUUGCUAUUCUGCUACUCACAGAAAUUACUCCAAAAAGCAUUGCUGUCCACAAUGCCACUGAGGUUGCUAGGUUUGUGGUCAGGCCAGUGGCAUGGCUGUCCCUCGUAUUGUAUCCUGUGGGGAGAGUUGUGACGUAUCUGUCAAUGGGAAUGCUAAAACUGCUAGGCUUAAAAGGAAAAAGCGAACCAUACGUAACUGAAGAUGAACUAAAAUUGAUGUUACGCGGAGCAGAGUUAAGUGGUGCAAUCGAAGAAGAAGAGCAGGAUAUGAUUGAAAAUGUGUUGGAAAUAAAGGAUACCCAUGUGAGGGAGGUGAUGACACCUCUUGUUGAUGUUGUUGCCAUAGAUGACAGUGCAACACUUGUUGAUUUCCACAAUCAAUGGGUAGAUCAUCAGUAUUCUAGGGUGCCUGUCUUUGAGGAGCGAAUUGACAACAUUGUUGGUAUUGCAUAUGCAAUGGAUCUCCUGGAUUACGUGCAGAAGGGGGAGCUGCUAGAAACUUCUAAAGUUGGAGAUAUGGCCCACAAACCUGCAUACUUUGUUCCUGAUUCAAUGUCUGUUUGGAAUCUUCUUAGAGAGUUCCGCAUCAGGAAGGUGCACAUGGCUGUUGUUCUAAAUGAAUAUGGUGGAACUGUUGGAAUAGUGACCCUUGAAGAUGUAGUUGAAGAAAUUGUUGGUGAGAUUUUUGAUGAAAAUGACUCAAAGGAGGAAAUCCAGAAGAAGACUGGGUACGUUGUCAUGCGUGCUGAAGGCAUAUACGAUGUGGAUGCUAAUACGUCAAUAGAUCAGCUCUCUGAAGAUCUUAACAUUAAAAUGCCAGAGGGUCAUCAGUAUGAAACAGUUUCAGGUUUUAUCUGUGAGGCAUUCGGAUAUAUCCCGAGAACAGGUGAAACAAUAAAAGUAGUCCUUGAAACAGAAAAUCAAGAGGACCAUGUUGACUAUGAUGAGCCCGAGUCUGACCACCAAGAAGAGAACGACAAAACUCAAAUAUUUAAGCUUGAGAUACUAGCAGGGAAUGCUAGAAAAGUAAGUGCUGUGCGUUUUGAACGAAUAAACAGUGAAGAGGUGGCACCGGAGAACAGAGGUGUAACCCGUUUAAUAUCCAAAAUUUGGAGGAGAAGAUCUAUGAGCGAUGACGAAUCAGAUAGGACAGAGGAUCAUGAGGUCCCAGUUCACGAUAUGUCAAAUGACUGUGUAAUGUCUGUACAGGAAGACGAUGCUGAGCAAGUAAGUAAAAAGUAGUCGUCUUCAUGAAAAAACGGGAAUUGAAGUAACUAGGGAGUUAUGCUGGAUAAACGCAUAGGAGAGACAGAUGGCCAUUUAACUCUGAGACUAGAGAAUUUUUUAUAUGGUCUGAGUUUUAUUUAGGGAUAUCUGUUUGGCUGUAUGUCCAAGAAAUGUAAUACUAUUCCCUCUCCAAAAUGUCAUUACUGCCAGCUGAUGUAGAGUUUGAUAGAGGUUGAUUGUUUGGUAACAUUGCGACUUUGUUGAAAUUAUUUGAGAAAUUGGAGGUGGAAUAUUUGUCCUAGUCUGUGAGUUGGAAGAAACAGAAACAGCUCAAGGCCUGAUAUGUUGUAAUUAUUUUUCUCAGCUAGUUGAGGUUAAUACUUGGCUGAUUUGGAGUU
Messenger RNA from Salvia splendens (bonfire salvia), 2546 nucleotides. Its product is annotated as putative DUF21 domain-containing protein At3g13070, chloroplastic. The coding region runs from base 151 to 2163 and encodes 670 amino acids. Gene Ontology annotation, molecular function: flavin adenine dinucleotide binding. The record is from RefSeq and is a predicted model, not a curated record. The transcript has 14 exons. NCBI's taxonomy places the organism in Eukaryota, Viridiplantae, Streptophyta, Magnoliopsida, Lamiales, Lamiaceae.